Molecule: messenger RNA, 8135 nt
Organism: Pelobates cultripes (western spadefoot toad)
Lineage: Eukaryota; Metazoa; Chordata; Amphibia; Anura; Pelobatidae
Source: the annotation of a GenBank genome assembly
GACGCGUUUACCGCGCGCGGUUUGUUUUUCUUUUUGGUAAGACAGUGAGCAGGAAUGGCUGCCAAUCCCUGGAAUCCCACCCAGCCCUCGGCGGCUGCUCUGCUGAUAGAGAAAUGCCUGGGGCGAGGUGUCCUGACACAGGUAACCCAGAGCAGGGCCUGGCAGGGGCAUCACCUGCUUGUUAGUGGCUCCAUGUGGUGGUGGUGGUGGUUGAUGAUGAUGGUGGUGGUGGUGGUGGUGGUUGAUGAUGAUGUGGUGGUGGUGGUGGUUGUUGUGGUUGUUUCAGGUACAUAUUAUAUCUGAGUCCUGGGAGAUUCAUCAUGUCACAGCAGCAUUAAUAUAAGGGGAAUUUUAUUUCCAAGACUGUCCGGCGAGCGGAUAAUUCCAAGAAAUUCACAGAUUUUAAUUGGCCGCCACGUUCGCCCGGCCUUUCAGCUCCCGGUUUUACUUCCUGCGGAGCUACGUGAAGGAGCGGGUGGAUGUAAACAAACCGCAAACACUUCAGCAGCUCAGCGAGAAUACACGCUAGAGCCUCAAACAUUAAAGGGACACUCCAGGCACCCAGACCACUUCUGCCCAUUGGAGUGGUCUGGGUGCCAACUCCCACCACCCUUAACCCUGUAAAUGUAAAACUGCAAUAAUUACUUUGUAGGGUUAAGUCCUCCUCUAGUGGCUGUCCAUCAGACAGCCACUAGAGGGACUUCCGUGUUCUUAGAAAACAAAAAGUGUUUUUUUUUUUUGUGUUUUUUUUUAAAGACGCUGGACAUCCUCACGCUAUGCAUUAGGGCCUCCAGCGUCGCCGGAUUCCUCAUAGGUAAGCAGAACACGAAAAGUGUUUUAAACUACGCUGGGCGUCCUCACACUAUGCAUGAGGAACCCCAACGUUGCCGGAAUUCCCAUAGGAAAGCAUUGAAUAAUGUUUUUCUAUGGGGAGGUAUAAUGCGCACGGCCAUUGCUGCGCAUUAGGUCUCCCUUGCCAGCUGAUGUCGGUGGGGGAGGAGCGUGGGCGGAGCCUGACCCAGCGCCGAGCGACAUCGGUGCUGGAUUCAGGUAAGUCACUGAAGGGGUUUUAACUCCUUCAGCAACAUGGGGUGGGAGGGAGAGGGGCACUGCAGGAUCCUGCAGUGCCAGGAAAACUGAUAUGUUUUCCUGGCACUGGAGAGUCCUUUUAACUAAUAUUAUGAAAAAUACAAAUUGUAAGAGCCUGACUUUGCGAGGCUUCAAGUGGAGCUCUUUUAAAAGAAGUACUCUGACGUCCUGGUCGUACAAAUCUCCAUAUGCUAAGCAUUCAUUGUAUGUAAUAUCAUUGAAAUUGGUUCAUUAAUGUUAUUGACUCCUCAAACCCUACUUUGAAUUUUGUCCUACUGUCUAUCAUAUGUUGUGACAUAUAUCUUUUAAAGCUUGUGCUUGUAUCUGAAAUCCACUUGCAUAUGUACCAAGCGCAGAGCAUGACAGAGAUGUGGAAUUCAUAUCGUCCGACGCCUGGGACAAGCAGUUCAUGGCGAGCAGUUUUUUUUAUUAGUUUAGCCCUGCGGCAAUGCUGCUUGGGUGUUAAUGUAGUGGAAGGACUGGAUGCGGCAGUGCUGCUUGGGUGUUAAUGCAGUGGAAGGACUGGAUGCGGCAGUGCUGCUUGGGUGUUAAUGCAGUGGAAGGACUGGAUGCGGCAGUGCUGCUUGGGUGUUAAUGUAGUGGAAGGACUGGAUGCUGCAGUCUGGAGCCAGCUAGGGUCUGCAGUGCUUUGCUAGGCACGGGGAGAAAAGAGGAGUGACAGCCCCUCUUUGCGAUGCUCAGAGCUGAUGGUCGCCAGGAGCAUGACAUCAUAUCCCGGCGGUCGGCACUCUGUGCAUGGAGUGAAGGGACAAGCUGCAUAGCGACUGCUGGACCAUGAAGGCUACUGGUCAUGUGAUGGAACACUCCUAUUGUAGAGAAUAAAAAUCUCUGCAUGUGGCUCAGAGUGUGAGUAUGGAGUAUGUGUAUUUGUGGGUAUGUGUGUGUUAGAAUGACAGUGUUUGAGUCAGUGUGUGCUGCAGUGUAGGUGUCAAAACAAUAAAGCAUGUUUGUGAGGACAAGGUUUGAUUAAACAAUUUUAAACUUUCACUUUUAAAACUAUUAUGCAUAUAUACUAAACAUGUGUAUUAAAGUAUUUACGUGUGUGUUAAAAAAAAAAACUCCUAUUGUAGAGAAUAAAAAUCUCAAUCACAUUACUUUAAAAAUACAGCCAAUAUGCAACACACACACAUUGCACACAGGCAGCGGUACUCGGUGCGCAGUCAUGCUGCAAGCAGGCAGCCCCACUAUACACUCUAUCAGGGUGUGAGUUUUUGCAAGUUAAAUCCAAAUGGUAAAACGAGAGAGAGAGAGAGAGAGAGAGAGAGAGAGAUGUAGAUAGAUAUAUUUUAUUAUUAUAUUUUUAUUUUUUACAGCAAAGUUAGACUAUUCCCAUCUGCUAUUUUUGCUUCUAUUUGUCCAUUUAAAUUUAAUUUGUGUAAAUAAUCUUUGCCUGUAGCACUGUCACUGCUCUAGGCAAGAGCUCCCCAAUCUUUUUAACUUAUUUUAUUUUGUGUCAGGGCAAGUAGGUUGUCCUUAUGGUAGAUUGGGCUACCACUUUAGUACCUUAGACAAGUAGUUUUUUAUUUUAUUAUUUUUUUUAUUCUUGCUGUAUUUGUAAUACCAUACCAAGCACAUGUCUGUGUUUGACCAUGCAUGCUAUAUAGCAUAUCGAUUAACCUCUCUUACUAUGUUUAGGAUGUCUUGGACCAAACACAAAAGGAGUUCUCUUGUUUUAGUAGCGUAGAUGAACUGGAGAAGCUAUUGGAAGUCAAAGCUGAAAUCAACCAGGUAAAUCCUGUCGUGCACUGUGGGUUGCUUUCUUUGUGUUGGUGAAACUUACCUCUUUCUUCACAUUGUCUUGUGUCAGACAGGAAGCUCAACAUAACAUAUCAGGAUUAUUCGCAGAGUGGGAAUUUUAGGCCAAAUGAAUGCACAUUUUGUAAUAUUUUAUAUUUGUAAUUACUAUAAGCAAAGUGGGUUGUAAAAUCACUGUGAAAACACUGACAGGAUUAUUUACUAAGGUGUUAAUUGUUGUGAGUUUAACAUUUUCGGUUUACUGGUGGGUGUGUUGUUACACAACUACCUGAGCCAUGUCUUUUGGCCACUCCUAAUUUAAUGCAUUGAAAAAUAAGAGAAUUUGUUGGCUCCAGUCUGAAAUGUCACAUUUAGUGGGGGGGGAAAUUAGGCUCACAUAAAAAUCUGUAGUGUAGGUAUUACUAAUUCUGCUUAUUUUGACAUUCUUUGCAGAAGAGUCUGGAACUGGAACUAUUGCAGCUACAGCAAGAGACUGCUGAUAUUGCCCACCCUUUUUUCCUAAGUAAGUGGAAUAUCUUUGAUUACCAAUGUGUUAGUUUGCUUUAGGGCAUAGUUAAAAAAACAAAACCCAUUUGCAUUUUUUUCUGAGCAGAAAAUUAACUGCACUCUCUGGUUUCAAAAGAAGCAAUUUAUUAUUAUUUAUUUUUAACUUUUUCUUGUCUGUUUUGUGUGCCUGUCGGAAAAAUUUACUUUAUUUUAUGUAAUGCAUUUAUACAACAGGCCAGAAAUGUCAAGCCUUACAAGUAAUGAACAGUCACUUGGAGGCUGUGCUGAAGGAGAAACGUGCCAUGAGGCAGAGAUUGGCUAAACCGCUGUGCCAGGAAAACUUGCCCAUUGAAGCAUCAUAUCACAGGUGACAGCAUGAUUUAACUGGGUGGACUGUUAGGAGAUUUUAUUUUUUUUAUAGCCCUCUUUGUAUCCCUUUCUUGUAAUUGUCCUAUUUAUAGCUAAAUCCUCCCUCUCAUAAUAUUGUAAAGCGCUACGGUAUCUGUUGGCGCUAUAUAAAUGGCGAUAAUAAUAUCCUGUUCUAACAGCAAAAUAGGAAGUGAAUUCUCAGUAGCUUGUUCUGCUUUUCUUUAGAUAUGCAUCUGAACUCUUAUCCCUCGCUGUGAAUUUCAUUGACAAGCUAGAAUUGUAUCUCAAAACCAUCCAGACAAUUCCUCAGCUUCAAGAGCAAACUAAUAACAUGGUAAGUUAUAGCAACAUUCUGUCCGUUUGCAGGUUUCUCGGGAAACUUAUAUGCCACAUCACCCUGUAACUAGAAACUAUUUUCCAGCCUCCAGGUUGGGGACUUCAUACAUCUUACCAGUUGUAGUGGGAGAUUUGGUUUAUCUAUUGAUUUUUGUAUUUUGCUCAGGGCACUUUAUCUGCAUUUCCUAUUUAUUCUGUCUCCCAGGAAGGUAUUAUAUUACUGUAUCAUGUUUAUUAUGUUUCACUAGCUUUACUUGGUAUUUUAAGAAUUGUUUGCUCUUUCACAUGCAUCCUUGUACCUGGGACGACUGUAGUGUCCCUUGUUAAUUUGUAUUCUGCUGUGACAAGUCUAGAGCAGGAUGGUUCUACAUCAGCCCUACAGCUACUGUUGGAUUCGAAGUCUCAUCAGUAGCUUUAAGAAGUUGUACAUGCCUGUCUUACUGUAUUCUAAUUUAUUCUCAAUGUUUCAUGUGAUCUGUAAUUCAAGCUGUGGCAGCUUGUUAGCACUGGUACCACACCUGGAUACUUGGCAAUAAAAUGUGUGUGAAGGCCACUAUAAUAUUGCAGACAGCUGGCUAACUUACCAUGAUUUGGUUUCAGGAUAAUGCUCUGGUGAGAAUAGAGUCUCUGGAAGCUGAGGUCGAGGAGCUGGUUGAGCGGAUUCUAGCAUGGAGAGAGGAACAAUAUGGACUUCUUCAGGCCACAUAUAGGAACAGCCAUGGGGCAGGUUCCAGAAACACAAAUGGAACAACAUCCUAUCUCUCUAUGGAGAACUUCUAUCCUUAGCUUUCAGGUGCUGAUGCUUUUGCUAAACAAGGAUGAAAGCAAGUACGCGUGAGCAUACAGUCAUUUUGAUUCCAUUACCUGAUCUCACACUUUGUAUUUUACAGCCUGCACUACACUUUAAAUCUCUGAUUCUGUUCUGAAGACUAAUUACUAGAGUCUCUGCUGCACCAGGUUGUCAGGGUUUACUUUAGAUUGUUGUAUGACUUUUGUGAGCACAACGUUCAUUGGAGCAGUCAACUAAACAUAAAUGCACUAAAAGGGAAUCGUGUAAAAUAAUUUUACAGCUGUAGCAGUUGAGUGGCACUUAAAGGACCACGAUAGUGCCAGGAAAACAUACUCGUUUUCCUGGCACUAUAGUGCCCUGAGGGUGCCCCCACCCUCAGGGUCCCCCUCCCGCCAGGCUGGAUGGAGAAGCAGGGGUUAAACUUGCCUCUUUCUACAGCGCCAGGCGGGGAGCUCUCCUCCUCUUCUCCUCCCUCUUCUCCUCCUCUUCGGCUCAAUGCGCAUGCGCAGCAGGAGCUGCGCGCGCAUUCAGCCAGUCCAUAGGAAAGCAUUCACAAUGCUUUCCUAUGGAUGCUGGCGCCUUCUCAAUGAGAUUUUGGCUGUCAAUGAGAUGGCCACUAAAGGCUGGAUUAACCCUAACAUAAACAUAGCAGUUUCUCUGAAACUGCUAUGUUUAUAGAAAAAAGGGGUUAACCCUAGAUGGACCAGGCACCCAGACCACCUCAUUAAGCUGAAGUGGUCUGGGUGCCUAUAGUGGUCCUUUAAGCAUAAUUUGAUGAGUGGGGAACAAUUGGUGCAAUCUAAAUUAAACAUCUAAAUGGACACUGUAGGCCCUGUAAAUGCUUUGUUUUAUUGAAGUGAUUAUAGCGUCUGGAAUCUGCUGGUGCUUGGCUUUUUAAAAAAUGUUUUAGGUAUUAAACCAUCUUUAAUAGUGGCCAGAGACCCUUAUUCUAACGCUGAACAGAGUGACAGUGCCAGGGGACUCUAGUCACUAUGAAAUGGUUAGAGUGACUGCAGUUUCCUUUUAUUUCCUUAUUUGGCUAAUCCGAUUGUGGUUUUUUUUUUUUGUUUUUUUUUUUUGUGGAAACUAUUUUGCAUGUUUUGUAAAGUGGUUUAAUAAUUUCUAAUAUGAUGAAGUUCUUUGUUCGUGACUAUUGUACCACUGUAGGACUUGACUUCAUAUUGUCAUUUGUUGAAAAUUCUACAUAGUACCCAUCGCUGCUCGGAUCUCUAUUCCCUUUGACUCAAACAACUAAAGCUGCAAUUACUAAUUGGAUUCCUUGAGCAUUGAUACUAAAUGUGUCCCUUCAGUUUUUUUUUUUUUCAGUACUGUAUUCCUUUGUGGGCAUUUUCCAUCCAUCUCUAAUGCUCUCUGUACAUUGUGUUAUUGAUUUUUACUUAACAGUACAGCAAAUAGGCAUACAUCCAUUUUUCUCCAGGUAAAGAAUUCUUAGCUUCAAGGAAUUUUUCGAUUUCCAUGCAAUCUUGCACUGUUCUUUCUCUGUAUAUGAGUUUAUAGUAAAGGCUAUUGUCACUUUUUGUUUCCACAAAAAUACUUUUUAUUUUUAACACGAUAAGUGCAAAAUACUUUAAAACAGUGUUGAUAACAAAAAUGAAAUGGAAGUAAGUGGAACAAAGGUGGCCAUUUUGGAGAAUUGGUAAGACAAUCUAGGACACGUUGCUGGAUUAACUGUGCGUCAGCCAUUGUGACAUGCUUUAUCUUACCUUUUUAGAAACUCUACAGUCGGCAAACGGUAUUAAAAUGCCAUAGCAAUAGAACAUAAGACUAGUGAUUAGGCAAGUGGCAAACCUCUCUUUAAAUCUGGAGUAAUAUCCAACAAUCAGGAGCCUCUUGUUCUGUUGUAUGGGAUUUUUCUCUUCCCUUAAAGUAGGUUUAACUCCUUCAUUACAGAUGACAUGUCCGGACAAUGAUUUAAGGAUUUUUGACAGUGAAUGUAUCUGUUAAAUGCAGAAAAUGACUUUUGACAACCUCAACUUUUUGUUACAUUAAAAAAACAAGACAACCUUAAUUAAACACUCUCCUUUUUCCUUUUGAAGAAAUGUGCAUGUGUCAUUCAAGUUAGAAAACCCAUUAAUGCAACAAGGUUUGGCUCGUUAGUACAAAACAUCCUUUGAUAAAAUCCCAGAAGGUGCUUUGUCAACGUUACUCUAUAAAACCUUUUGGGUCCAUCUGGGUCUUGUCUAUUAGCAGUCCAGUCUUCUGUGGUCCUUCUUCCAGAGACUCGUCCAGUUUCAAAACCUUUGGAAUCAACACUUCCUCUUGGCAAAGCCUUGACAUCUGUGAUACACACAACCAGAUCAGUUUGGUUUAAUAAUGUUUUUACAGAAUUCUAGCAAUUUCUUUUUUCUUUUUUUUUUUUUUUUUUAAGCAUUGUACAACUGUAGCCAAAAUCCAUUGCUUACAACAUUUGACUUUCUGUCUACCUUUAGUGUUCCCAAGACAACCCAUACAUACCUCCUGUUGGAUCAAUGACCUCAUUUGCUGAUUUCCUUCAUUCUUUAUGUUGAAGGCAGUCAGCGUUUGGUUCACCUCUCUAAAUAGACAAAGAAUAUGUAAUUCCACCUUAAAACUGCAGGAGUAAUGCAUAAUCUGGUCACAUUUGCAAAUAUUUAAGAAUAAAAUGUGUAAAGUAUACAUAUAAAUUCUUAUUCAUGCAUGGUUAAGUCACCCAUUAUUUUAAGGCAUUAUGUGGACAAACUCACCUUUUCACAAAUUCGUUAGAUUCCAGGACCAGCUGAUCCUGUAGUGCACUCUGAACAUCCGUAUCACACAGGCGUAGAGUGGCGAUACAGUGACAGGCUUCUAUACGCACUGCUGGCACAUCACUUCUUAUGGAUCUCAGCAGAAUCUCUUUUACACGAGUGGUCACCUGUCCGAUAUUGCCCAAAGCUGGAAAAAGGUGUAAUAAUUUAUUGAUCUUUUGUACAUGUCAUUUUAAUAAACUCAAGGAGAUCUUUAUUUGUGUCUUGGUUGUAUUUUACCCUGACAUCACUUUCUGCAUCUGAAACAGACAUUGGCAUUGGCCUCUUUCAAAGAACUAGUCAUGACUCCCCUCUGCAGCCUUGUGUUUUGUCGUCCCGUUUGUAAUUGUUCCUGUCCCAGUGCUGCGAGUGAAAGAGCUGCCUAUUGUAGUGCUUUCAUUACAAAAAACAAAACAAAACCCUGUGAAUGAAUUCUCUAUCAUAUUAAGUAGACCGUGUUAAUUGCAGAUGGAAUAAAUUGCUUCUGUAACUAGAAGGAAGUACUUCUGCAUAAAUAUUUAGCAUGG